AAAACGUACAAAAGUGGAAUGUCUUCUAAGGCUGGUUCUAAGAAGGCUUCUGGAGACACUGCUAGCGUUGAUGGAUCUAACAAGAAACCAAAAUUGCCAAAGGAAAUCAUUGUGCGGCCCUCGUUUUCAGAUUCUCUGAAAUCGAUUCUAAAGGUUCAAGUGAAUGAACAGUUAUUGAAGGCCUUAGAUAUUGCUAACAAAUCCACUGUUUAUAUCUCCAAGAUUGACUGCAGCGACAAGGGAGUCUUGGGUGUUAUUAGUAGUGAUCUUGAGAUACAGGAUAAGAAUGUCAUACAAAUAUCGACUAGUCUUCGUGAGCUUGGUGGAAUGCUUUUGGGAGAUAGAGUGGAAAUCAAAAAAUAUUCUGCAGCACCCAAAUAUGCCAAGUCUAUUCUGAUACAUUUGUCAUUUAAGGAUAAUGGAAUUCAAAUUGAAGGUAGAUUGGCCAAGUCAAUAGAGAAGGCAUUUGAUGAUAUUGGGUUGAUCUCGCCUGGUUUAAAUUUAAGGGAUUUGAGCUUAUCAUUAGGUGAUGAAAAAGGUAAGAUAAAAGCUGACAUUUUAGUAGUAGAUGUUAAUGAGGAAGAAAGUUUGGAAGCAAAAUUAGAACGCGUAAGUAUAUCUGAUCCAUCUGCUCCAGCACCAAAACCUACGAUAGAGACUACCACCCCCACUUACAUUUUCUCUCGUGGUCAAUGUUCAAUCAUCUAUAAGGAGGAGGGUGAAAAUAUAUAUUCCAAGUAUCCAAACUUACCUCAUACAUUACGUUUUUCCCAAGUAGGAGGAUUGUCGAAUCAAAUAUCACUCCUCAAGUCAAAUAUCGAGCUUCCGCUUCAUAAUACCGCUCUCUUCUCAGAUUUUGGAAUACCUCCUCCUCGAGGUGUCUUACUUCAUGGUCCGCCUGGAACCGGUAAAACUAUGUUGUUAAGAUGUGUCGCCAAUGAAGUGAAUGCUCACAUAUUAACUGUAAAUGGACCUUCGAUAGUUUCAAAAUAUUUGGGAGAAACUGAGAAUGCAAUAAGAGAAAUCUUUCAAGAAGCAAAAAGAUUCGAGCCAUCAAUAGUAUUUCUUGAUGAAAUAGAUUCUCUUGCUCCAAAUCGGAAUUCUGAUGAUAGUGGGGAGACUGAAUCGAGAGUCGUUGCUACACUAUUAACAGUCAUGGAUGGGAUGGGACACUCCGGUAAAGUCGUUGUUGUAGGUGCUACUAAUCGACCCAAUUCAGUGGAUCCAGCAUUACGACGUCCAGGAAGAUUUGAUAGAGAGAUUGAAAUAGGAAUUCCAGACGUUGCAGCUAGGUAUGAUAUUUUGCUUAAGCAUUUUGAAAAAAUGAAUGACGCAAAAUAUGAUUUGACUUUAGAUGAAAUCAAAUCUAUUGCUAUGAAAACACAUGGAUAUGUUGGUGCAGACUUGACAGCAUUGUGUAGAGAAUCAGUAAUGGUGGCCAUUAAUAGAGGUUUGGAAUCGCAUAUUCAACUGAAAGAUAUCAAAUUAACACUUGAUGAUAUUGAAGUUGCAUUGCCUGAAAUAAGACCCUCUGCUAUGCGUGAAAUAUUUUUGGAAAUGCCAAAGGUGUAUUGGUCUGAUAUCGUGGGGCAAGAGGACUUGAAAAAGAAACUUGUCGAAGUUGUACAAUUACCUCUUGAAGCGGCUGAUACCUUCAAAAAAUUAGGUAUUAGAGCUCCUAAGGGUGUUUUGUUAUAUGGACCGCCAGGCUGUUCCAAAACUCUCACUGCAAAGGCACUUGCGACGGAGUCAGGGUUAAAUUUUUUGGCUGUGAAAGGUCCUGAGAUAUUCAAUAAGUAUGUUGGUGAGUCAGAGCGUACAAUUAGGGAAAUAUUCAGAAAAGCUAGAGCUGCUGCACCAUCUAUAAUUUUUUUUGAUGAAAUAGACGCUAUUUCCGGUGACAGAGAAAAUGAAACUUCUGCCGCUCAAAACGUUUUGACGUCUUUGCUAAAUGAAAUUGACGGUGUCGAGGAACUUAAAGGAGUUGUCAUUGUGGCUGCAACGAAUAAGCCGACUGAAAUAGAUCCAGCAUUAUUACGUCCUGGAAGAUUAGAUCGUCACAUAUACGUUGGUCCUCCUGAUUGCGAAGCACGUCUUCAGAUGUUGAAGAAAGGCUGUUCUAACUUCAAUUUAUCUGAAGGGGAGGUGAAUUUGGAAAGAAUUGCAGAGCUUUCUGAUGGUUGCUCGGGUGCA
Molecule: messenger RNA, 2193 nt
Organism: Priceomyces carsonii
Lineage: Eukaryota; Fungi; Ascomycota; Pichiomycetes; Serinales; Debaryomycetaceae
Product: AAA family ATPase
Exons: 1
Cellular component (GO): cytoplasm
Molecular function (GO): ATP hydrolysis activity; ATP binding
Source: RefSeq, a predicted model, not a curated record